GACCCCCCAGGCUUAGGCUUAGCUGGAGCCUUAUAAUGCUUAGGGGAAGUUAGGAAGAGAAGGAAGCAUUUAUAAAGGGGAAGGGGCUAGAGGGCAAACAGCCCCCAGGUCGGGGGUCAUUGGCCUUGAAUGGCUUUGGCCUCGGGUCAGCCAUGAGACUUUGGGGGUCCUAGUUUUCUAGAGAGGCUGUAGAGGACCUCUUAGGGACUAGUAGCUUGAAAAUAAAAAUUGGGGAGAGGAGCAAAAGCCAACCAACCUACAGUAAACUUGGCUGCAGAUUUGGCUGUGAAAACAGGAUUUGAUAGGAAGGCAGAGUAGUCUAGGUACUUGGUAGGAGGAAGGAGAAAGAAAGGAAGGGGAGAGGGAGAUAGGCAUAGGGGCAUGAAUGUCGCAGACUUGGAAACACAGUCGUGGUAGGGAAAGUCAGAGAGUUGGGUCCACAUUCGAUCCAAACUGAGUUUAGAUCCUAGUGAAGGUCUCUCAUCACGGCUUAUUGGAAAACCUGUUUUUAAUUUCUGGAGCUUUGCACAGCCCCAAAGGGAAAGGGGCUGCUAAGCUUGCUUUGUCUCAUGGGUUAGCAGUCCCUCUGUCUGAACUUAGCAGCUUGACUUCCCCUGGGAGGCCAAUCAGGAAUCCUGGCUUGGAUCCCAACAGCCCAACAUGCUUGGACCAAUCGUGGUUUGCUUUGAUGGGCAGAAAACCCCCAAUUGCCCAAGACAGUGAAUCCAAAGAAAGUACUUGCUUGUGGAGUAGUUUACUAGAAGGACUUGACUUGAGAAAUCAAUAGCCUAUUGAUCAAUUGAUUACUUGGGUUUCCUAUUGGAAACCGCCCCAGGGCAACAGAGGCAGGAUGCCCCUGAACCCCAAAAUUGAUCCUCGCUACUUCGUGCUGAUCAGACCACUACCUGUCCCUACCCAGAAGGGUUUAAAGAUCCAGGCACGGAGCAAAACCAUUUACAACUGCUGGGAUGUGCCAAGAGAGCAAGUAUUUCGAGAGAGCUAUAAUCGGAGAGCCAAACAACUCUCACAACAGGGGUAUUUUACCCCCUGCUGGAAACCCUAUCAGGAUUUCGGGGACCCCCUUUACCUUGAUCCCAGAAAACUCACCCUCUACGGUCUGGGACAGCUACCUCCGGAUCUCUACAAAGAGGAAGUUGCUUUGGAAGAAUUCGCCGAACCAUUGGAAACCGAGCUUUCCAAGAAGUUGAAACCAACGCUCCUGGAACCGGAGAAGAAACUUCUGCCGAUUCGACAUAUAGAGAAGGAUUUGAGGACCCUCCCCAGAGACCUCGUGCACAUGAGGCAUCUGAUCAACUCGGUGAAGAUCGGGCGGGGGUACUUCCAUAGUCUUCGUCGAGAAUCCAUCAAGAGGAGGACCGCCUCCAGCCUGGAAGAGCGGAGGGAGGAAGAGAGGAGAAGGACGGAGUUUCAGCCCCCUCACUACCCAUCCUCCUCCUCGGAGGAAGACUCCGACUCCGAAUCUGAUUUCUUUUUAACAGGAGGCUUCUUGGUGAGCGAGACAGAAAAGAAGAAGAAGAAGAAAAUGGCCCGGCCUUUCACCCCCAUCCAUAAUGGCUUGCUGUCACAAAAACAUCCAGAGGCCCAUUUUGACUCCAUCUUCCGGCAACUCUGUGCCCUUAACUGGCUCCUGGAAGCUUUGACCCUGGAGCCCUGCAGUAGCAUGAAGCCCUUGAUCGCCUGCUGGAACCCCAAGGACUACGGUGGUGGGAAAAGUUGCAUGAAAACCAUCAAUAAAGAGAAGGCGGUGAAGAAUCGGUGGGAGCAUUUUGUUCAGCAUGCAAAGGGCAGAAGAUAUACCCAGAAGCAGAUUCGGGGCCCGUCCAGCAAAAAGUCACCUAAGAUGACAGGGAGCAUGUCCAAGAUCAGUGGGCUGUCCUCGCCACAUAGUAAGACCACCUUGGCCAGCACCAGCUCUUUGACGCCCGGCUCCGAUGAAGUCGCCCAACCUACGUCGGAAAGCGCCAAGGAGGUGGAAGAGCUGGAGUCCAGCUACAGCAAGCAGACGAAGGAGGAGGAAGAACCCCUGAGCUACUACCUGCAGACCUUACUUCGGAUGAUACACGAAGAUGUGGCUAAGAAUUUUAGCAAGGAAAAUAUGUUUUGGAAUACGAAACCACAGUAUCUACAUAUGUACGAUCCGGACAGCGAAAUAUCGUUUGGACAACGGGGCAAGAGCUCUGCAACAUCUUCAAAGGACGAAAAAACCAGCACAGGGAUACACAAAGAAGGAAGCACAGUGCAGGCCAAGAGAAAGAGUUCGAUGGUUGUCACUGUCCGAGAAGAUAAAACCACCACUGCCACAUAUAUGGAAGAUGACAAAGCAUCAGAGCUUUGCAGUCCUGAAAGCUCUUUCAUUAGAAGGAAGCAGCAACUCUGUCAUGAAAUGAGAGAAUUGUUUUUUGACAUCUCCCAAGAAAACGCCUUCCGGCUGCACGAUCAACUCGACAUCCUGGAGAGGAGACGAGAGGAGAAGAACAUUCGGAAAUUCCUGUGCCUGAACUAUCUUACCCGUUUCCGGAAAGACCUCGAGCGAAUGAGACAAUCCGUGGUGGGCAAAGAGCCUGAACAAGAUGCAGAGUCGGAAAACUGGUUUUCAACUUUGCUGGAAAGGAUUCCAGAUGACAUCAGAAGAGACCGCCGUGCCCAGAAAGUCCUCAAGAAGCUGGAAAGGUUUGCUAGGAAUCCGGACUUACGCAUCCGGCCUCCCACUUUUUUGAAGGUCUUGGGAGAACUUCGGAUCUGGGAAAUUUGCUCUCCAGACAUCUGCGCAGCUGUAGAGUUCCUGCGUGAAUAUAUUGUGGAUAUGCCUGAAGAAGACUACAAGCAGUGGUUGCAGGCUCGGGUGCCGUUCCCCAAACGGGUGCACAGCGCCCCUCCUCUCUGACCCCGACAUGCCUGGCUCAAAUAGAUCGGGAUCCCCUUUGUGAAAGAAAGGGUUGCUGGGGAUCACCAAGAGAUCACAUUCUGGGGAAUGCCGAAGGAGCCAACUGGAAGACUAGGAAAUGCUCAUUCUCAAAAGUCUGUUUAGAACGCUUUUCAGUUGCAGGUUCAAAAGCCAGAGAAUUGAUCAGCCAAAGCCAUCUUCACCUUAGAAGAUCGUUAUUCUUCUUUGUCAAUGUUUUUGUUGCUGUUGCACUGAAUUUCACGUUUAUAUAUGGGGAGAGGAACUGUUACACAAGAGAAUUUAGUCCAGUUCUGGUCUGUGGGACAGCAGAUUCCUUACGGUGAUCAGCUUCUUCCACUGAACAAGCAGGCCUUAGGGUCCAUCGGUUCCGACUCUUAACUUGUUACGGUUAUUUUUUCUGGUUCUGUAUUUAAUUUGGAUGGAUUAAAAUCCCUUUUCAAGCAUUGUAUAA
Molecule: messenger RNA, 3377 nt
Organism: Crotalus tigris (Tiger rattlesnake)
Lineage: Eukaryota; Metazoa; Chordata; Lepidosauria; Squamata; Viperidae
Gene: CCDC60
Product: coiled-coil domain containing 60
Exons: 16
Coding region: 851-2905 (684 amino acids)
Source: RefSeq, a predicted model, not a curated record